Molecule: messenger RNA, 2682 nt
Organism: Solanum tuberosum (potato)
Lineage: Eukaryota; Viridiplantae; Streptophyta; Magnoliopsida; Solanales; Solanaceae
Product: protein disulfide-isomerase SCO2-like
Exons: 3
Coding region: 62-595 (177 amino acids)
Source: RefSeq, a predicted model, not a curated record
CAAACCUUUAGAUGUUUGUUCCUCUUUUCUUUUUCAGUAGCAAUAUCUUGUUUUCCUUGGAAUGCUGCCAAUUAACCCUACUUCCAUUGUCACCCCUCUCAAGUUCUCCAUUGUCACAUUCUCAUUUCCUCAUUCGAACACCAUCUCUAUUCGUUGCAACGCCGCCUCUGAUCCAUCCUCCUCCUCUUCCUCUUUCAACUUCGUCGGUGCUGCUGAUGCCGCUUCCGCCGGCAGAAUUUCCAAAAAAUCUCUAGGCACUUCUCCGGUGGAGAAGCGAACGGCGAGUAACACCAAAAAUACAAAAAUUAAUGCCUGGGAAAAGCCUUGGUCGCGCAACCGAGAAAGCUACUUGGCCGAUGAUAGUGAACCUCUUCCUCUUCCCAUGACUUAUCCUGACAUUUCUCCUGUUUCGCCCGACGAAAUUGACCGUCGCCUUCACUGUGAUCCCCAAAUACAGGAUUGCAAGGAAGUCGUCUAUGAGUGGACUGGGAAAUGUCGGAGUUGCCAAGGAACGGGAUUUGUAAGUUACUACAACAAACGAGGGAAGGACACCAUCUGUAAAUGCAUACCUUGCCUUGGAAUCGUACCAGCUUAAACGAGAAAGUAAAGAAUGGAUACAAUUAGCUGACUGAAAAGAAGACAAUUGACACUUCUGUAUUUUCUUGAAGACUGGAACUCAUAUCCCUUUGAUGAAAGUGAAGACAAAAGGUUCAUUACAAUUUCUCUCUCAUGGUUUUUGUGAGUUUAAACUCUGUAAAAGGAUGGAUGUCAGUUAUAAAAUACCCCACAAGGUACGAGCCUCAGUUCUCUUGAGAUCUUCAGAUGUUCUCUUUAUGGACUAAAACAGAGUACAUGACAGAAAGAAAAUAAUUGAGAAAGAGCAACACUGAAGUGGCCAGUGACUUCUAUAAUUUGCAAUCAGAGUGACAGGGAAACUACAGAUUCUCAUAGUGAGAACUCUUUCGAGUUUUUGACCAAAAACAUCCCUAUUGUAUACGCACUACUUGGAUUACAUCCUUGAAAUAUACUUAUGAACAAAAAGCAUCCUUGUAUUCUAAAGUGAGCUGUUUUCAUCCCUCCAUUACUUUACUGCUACAAAACUAACGGACCCCCACAAAAUCCCGUAUAUGACACGUGACAUUUUCUUAAAACAUCAGCCUGCUUCACCAUUGUUGAUUGGAAAGAAAAAUUAUGGGGACACAGUCAAUUAGGAGAAAAGAGUUGCUAUUUUCGUAACAAAGAAAAUAUUGCUGAUUUGGAGUAUAUGGUAUGAAGAACUAUUUAGGGUUAAUUUCUUAUCGACUUAGGUCUCUACAUACUCCAAAAGUAUUUUUGUGGUUUUUGUAUUUUCUGGCAUGUUUUACCACUUUCUGCAUUUCUGGAGUUUCAGAUAAUUUUCUUAAAAAAUAGAAUGUGGUUGAAUAAGUUGUUACAGAACUUCUAAAUUUGUUGGUGUGACUGAAUCUUUUUUGGUGAAUAAUACUGGUGAAAUGGAUUUUAAUAUGGUCAUGGUUAUUUUUUAAUUACUGUGUUUAUGUUGCAUUUCUGCAACAUGUCCUAAUUGUUCAACUUGGCCAGUAGCCUGUAGCUGUGAAAUGGAUGAGUUGGCCGGACUUUUUAAUUAACAGUAACAUUCUAGUACAAUUUGAAAGAUCAUUCUAUUGAAGCCUCAUCUUCAUCAUGCUCAAUUACAACUCAAUAGUUAUAAGGAUCAGUUGAAAGCAUGGUCGAAGUGGUUUAGCAGUGUUAGUUCCAACUUCAAGCAUCUCUGAAGUCUUCUGUUUGUAGUUAAGGAUCAGUGUGUAUCUGGAAUGGAGUUGCAAAGCUUGUAAUUUUAUUUUCGAAUGUCACCUGCCCUGUCUGUGUCUUUUUAGGGUUCUGUUAGGUUUAUUACCAUGGGUAAUGGCAGAACGAAACAUGCUCAUUUCCAAAAAUGUGAAGGAUGUUCUUUGUUUACAGUGAUCCUUUAAAGAUGUAGUCUCAGUAAGUGGUAUACAUUAGGGGUGUAUUUGGCCAAAAACUCACUUUAUAUCAGUAAAGAAGUUUCAGCUUGUCCUCGAGAUCGUGGAGCAAUCUGUUUUUUUUUAACACAAAAUCUUUGUCACUACAGGUUAUGUGCAGAAGAUUACAGCACGCAAGGAUAUCGAUGUUAUGGAGGACUUAGAUAAUGGAAAACCACCUUGACAGAAGUUAAAUAUCUAAUGCACUUUUUUGUCUAACAUUAGCAGACAUUGAUGAUAGCUUUGAAGAGGCUUUUCUUCACUACUGAAUCCUAGUAUUCUUUAAGGUGCAAAGAGGUUGCAAGACUGACAAUUUUUGGAGUCAGCUAAAAGAGAUAUGCCUCCAUACUACAUUCAUAGUGCAAGCAACAAGUUCUUGAAGAUCAAGGGCGGCGUUCUGGGAAGAAUGAUGAUUAUUUUUUAUAAGUAAAUGCUAUUAUUUCAUUUAUUCCCUUGAUUAUUUCAUAUACUUUUUAUACAUUGACGCUGGACUCGUGGUUGUUAAUAAAUCAUUGAUGUAUGAAAUCUGAUCUCCCUCUUGAAGCACCAGAAUGUGUUCCCCUUUUAUGGCCUCCUGACCAUUCUGUUGUAUAACAUUUGUCUUGCCUGUUGAUCAUUUUAAUAGUAACGAUAAGUGUGUUACUGAAAAAUGCUCAGUAAUUUAAGGGCACUAAUUUUUAUA